AAGAAGAGGAAAAGGUUAUAUGCUAUUGGCAUUAGUGUGUUAAUGUUGUCUCAAAGUAUUAGUGCUAAUUUAGUCGAAUUCGAAGCCCCCUCAGUGCAAAUUUUUAGGUUGUUCAUGUCUCGAAGACACUAGCUAGGGAUUUAGAAGGUUUUGGGGUCCAAAAUGUCGUACCAUUACGUAGUUACGGCUCAUCAGCCGACCGCUGUUACGGCCUGUGUCACUGGUAAUUUCACCUCACCAACAGACCUAAACUUAAUAGUGGCAAAAAGCAACCGCCUCGACAUCUACCUUGUGACACCAGAGGGGCUGCGCCCCAUAAAAGAAGUGGGCCUUUAUGGCAAGGUGGCUGUUAUGAAACUGUUCAGACCGCAGCAAGAAAAUAAAGAUUUCCUGUUUAUCGUCACCUACCGAUACAAUGCAAUGAUCUUGGAGUGUGUCAGUUCAGGGGACGGGUUCGAAAUCCUCACGAAAGCGCACGGCGACGUUUCAGACCGAAUCGGAAAGCCUUCGGAAACUGGCAUUUUGGCGGUGAUCGAUCCAAAGGCUCGAGUGAUCGGUUUGAGGCUGUAUGAUGGGCUGUUUAAGGUCAUCCCAUUGGACAAGGACAAUCUGGAACUGAAGGCGACGAAUUUAAGGAUGGAUGAGCUGCAUGUGUCCGACCUGGAGUUUCUCCAUGGAUGCGCAAAUCCCACCCUCAUACUGAUCCAUCAGGACGUUAACGGCAAGCACGUGAAAACCCACGAAAUCUCGCUGCGCGACAAGGAGUUUGUCAAGAUGUUCUGGAGGCAGGACAACGUGGAAACGGAGGCUUCCAUGGUCAUUCCUGUACCGUCUCCGCUUGGGGGCGCCAUCGUUAUUGGCCAGGAGAGCAUUUUGUAUCACGAUGGGGUCACCUGCGUCGUGGUCGCCCCGGCUGUUAUCAAGCAAAGCACCAUCACGUGCUACGCCAGAGUGGACCCAGGAGGCUACCGCUAUCUCCUUGGAGACAUGGCGGGCCAUCUUUUCAUGCUCUUCCUAGAGACCGAGACUCCGGAAGGUGGCCAGGAACUGGUCAAGGAUCUCAAAGUGGGCCUACUAGGCGAAAUUGCCAUCCCCGAGUGCAUCACCUACUUGGACAAUGGCGUCAUUUUCAUCGGAUCGCGCCUGGGGGAUUCACAGCUGGUCAAAUUGAACACCAAAGUGGACGAGAACAGUUCCUACGUAACGGUCAUGGAAACAUUCACCAACCUCGCGCCCAUUCUGGAUAUGUGCGUAGUGGAUUUGGAGCGACAAAGUCAAGGCCAGUUGGUCACAUGCUCAGGAGCCUUCAAGGAGGGCUCGCUGAGGAUCAUCCGGAAUGGCAUCGGAAUUCAGGAGCACGCCUCCAUUGAUUUGAUGGGAAUCAAAGGCAUGUGGGCAUUGCAAGCCAAUGGGGAGAAGCUAGAUGACACCUUGGUGCUGGCGUUUGUCGGGCAGACCAGGAUCUUGUCGCUGAACGGCGAGGAAGUCGAGGAAACGGACAUUGCGGGGUUCACAUCGGAUCAGCAGACUUUCUACUGCGGCAAUGCCAUCCACAACCAAUUAGUUCAGGUCACUCCUAUAUCGGCCCGAUUGGUGACGAUUAGGGGCAAAACCCUCGUAUCCGAAUGGAGGCCGCCGACCGAGAAAAACAUCAUCAUCGUGGCCUGCAACGAGUCCCAACUGGUUGUGUCCACUGGAAAUCAGGUCUACUACUUGGAGAUUCACUCGAACGAAUUAAUUUUGAAAGGGGAAACGACGCUCGAUGUGGAAGUGUCCUGUCUGGACAUCAGCCCAUUGGCAGAUUCUUCCGUAGCCGACAUUGUUGCCGUCGGUCUGUGGACCGACAACUCUGCGCGCAUCCUGCACCUGCCCACUCUGCAAGAAGCCUACAAAGAGCUGCUUGGAGGCGAUAUAAUGCCUCGCUCUAUUCUCAUGGCCACGUUCGAGGGACACGACUAUCUUCUAUGUGCGCUGGGCGACGGCUCCAUGUACUACUUUUUGCUGCAUAGGGAAUCAGGCGUUUUGCGCGAUAAGAAGAAAGUGACUUUAGGCACGCAACCCACUGUUCUGCGGACGUUCAGAUCGCUGAACUCGACCAAUGUGUUCGCGUGCUCCGAUAGGCCCACCGUUAUCUACUCCUCCAAUCACAAGCUGGUGUUCUCCAACGUCAACUUAAAGGAAGUGAAUCAAAUGUGCUCGUUGAAUUCCGAAGCAUAUCCCGACAGUCUAGCUCUGGCCACGGCCACCUCAGUAACUAUAGGAACUAUUGAUGAAAUCCAAAAACUGCAUAUCCGAACGAUUCCGCUGCAGGAAUCGCCCCGCAGAAUUGCCUAUCAGGAAAGCACCCAGGUUUUUGGUGUGAUCACCUGCCGGAUAGACAUCCAAGAUUCCACAGGCCUGAGCCCGGUCAGACAGAGCGCCUCCACGAUGACGCAAGCUGUAACUGUGUCUAGCAACGCGUCUGGAUCUGCUGUGAACAAAUCCGGAGGAUCGAGUUCGGUUGUUGCGGGAGCGGCCGCUGAGUAUGGACAAGAGGUGGAAAUCCACAACUUGCUCAUCAUCGACCAAAACACCUUCGAAGUAUUAGCGGCGCAUCAGUUUAUGCCGCAGGAAUACGCCAUGUCGCUGAUCUCCUGCCAGCUUAGCCACGAUCCAGCUACUUAUUUUAUUGUGGGAACAGCGACUGUUAAUCCAGAAGAGUCCGAACCAAAACAGGGCCGAAUCAUAGUGUUCCAUUGGAGCGACAAUAAGCUAAUGCAGGUGUCCGAAAAGGAAAUCAAAGGCGCUUGUUAUUCGCUAGCUGAGUUCAACGGCAAAGUGCUGGCCAGCAUUAACAGUACGGUGCGCCUGUUUGAAUGGACGACGGAAAAGGAAUUGCGCCUCGAGUGCUCGCAUUUCAAUAACAUCGUGUCGUUGUGCCUGAAGACCAAAGGAGACUUCAUUCUGGUCGGCGAUCUGAUGCGAAGCAUCACCCUUCUGGCGUAUAAAACGAUGGAGGGCAGUUUUGAGGAAAUGGCAAGGGAUUACAACCCGAACUGGAUGACCGCCGUCGAAUUCCUGGACGAUGAAAUCUUCCUCGGAGCCGAAAACUCCUUUAACAUGUUCGUGUGCCAGAAGGACAGCGCCGCUGCCACCGACGAAGAACGGUCGCAAAUGAGCCAUGUGGGGCACUACCAUAUAGGGGACAUGAUCAACGUGUUCCAGCACGGGUCUUUAGUCAUGCAGAACAUUGGAGAGACCUCCACUCCCACUAGAGGCUGUGUGCUGUUUGGAACAGUCGGAGGAGCGAUAGGUUUAGUAACGCAAAUCUCGCAAGAAUUCUACGACUCGCUGCGCGAUUUACAAUCGAAACUCUCCUCAACCAUCAAGUCGGUCGGUCGAAUCAGUCAUCAGUUCUGGCGGGCGUUCAACACGGACAUAAAGACUGAAACCAGCAGCGAAGGUUUCAUUGACGGGGAUCUGAUUGAGAGCUUCUUAGAUUUGCCGCCGGAGAAAAUGAAGGAAGUUGCCACAAACCUCGGCGUAACUAGCGAACAUCUAAUUAAGACAGUCGAAGACUUAACCCGAAUACACUGAUCGGAGGGCGGAGGCUGCCCGUAAAUAUUAUGCAAGUUUGACAACAAGUUUUUCAACCUGCUGGCAUUAGUCGAAGUGAAACUUCUCAAUUCGCACUUGCAACGUGGAUUGCUUCAGAAGACAUUAAUUGAAUGAAGUUUAUUGUUAUAUUUGUUGUAAAACUUCAGCUUUACCAAGUAAAUUUUUUCAUAGCACUUUC
Dendroctonus ponderosae (mountain pine beetle) is the source of this 3775-nucleotide messenger RNA. RefSeq names its product DNA damage-binding protein 1 (gene pic). Gene Ontology annotation, molecular function: nucleic acid binding; protein binding. Gene Ontology annotation, cellular component: nucleus; site of double-strand break. The transcript has 17 exons. NCBI's taxonomy places the organism in Eukaryota, Metazoa, Arthropoda, Insecta, Coleoptera, Curculionidae. Gene Ontology annotation, biological process: proteasome-mediated ubiquitin-dependent protein catabolic process; DNA repair. Bases 163 to 3576 code for a protein of 1137 amino acids. The record is from RefSeq and is a predicted model, not a curated record.